Molecule: messenger RNA, 382 nt
Organism: Ceratitis capitata (Mediterranean fruit fly)
Lineage: Eukaryota; Metazoa; Arthropoda; Insecta; Diptera; Tephritidae
Gene: ox
Product: cytochrome b-c1 complex subunit 9
Exons: 2
Coding region: 91-258 (55 amino acids)
Biological process (GO): mitochondrial electron transport, ubiquinol to cytochrome c
Source: RefSeq, a predicted model, not a curated record
GACAACAGCUGUUAUUUGACAAUUGCCUGUGUAAGAGCACGAAGUAAUUUUUGCGAAUCAAUUUGGAAAUCGCUAAAUUAAUUCUAAAAAAUGAAGGCUAUCUAUAAUACUUUGUUCAAAAGGACCUCGACAUAUGCCGUGGGAAUUAUGGCAUCAGUGUUCUUUUUCGAACGCGCUUUUGAUGUUGCGUCCACACAACUUUUCGAGUCGGUCAAUAAAGGAAAACUGUGGAACGAUAUCAAGGGCAAAUACGAAUAAACCUAUGGAAUUAAAACUGUGUUUUGUUCAAUAGUUGGGGAGAUUCAUUAUGCUUUAGUGCAUUAAAAACAAACCUUUAUGUAGAAUAAAUUUAACGAUUUAUUGAUAAACGAAAAAUACAAAA